Diaporthe citri is the source of this 1356-nucleotide messenger RNA. RefSeq lists its product as uncharacterized. The coding region runs from base 1 to 1356 and encodes 451 amino acids. The transcript is spliced from 3 exons. Gene Ontology annotation, cellular component: fungal-type vacuole membrane. Lineage: Eukaryota; Fungi; Ascomycota; Sordariomycetes; Diaporthales; Diaporthaceae. The record is from RefSeq and is a predicted model, not a curated record. Gene Ontology annotation, biological process: macroautophagy.
AUGAGAUCCUUCGCCAUUCUCCCGCUGGCUGCGGCCGCCAGUGCCUUCGUCGUCCCGGACUUCGAGACGUUCUCCCAGCUUCCCGUCCACGGGCAACAGCCGCACCGCGAUGACAGCUCUUGGCAGGACUGGUUCCCCUCAGCCGACUCCAUCUCGUCGUCCGUCCACGAUGUCGUAGACUCGCUGUCAUCCGGCGUGGAGGAGACCUUCCACGCCGUCAAGGGCAAGCUCGAGACGGAGCUCGAGUCCAUCUUCGACGAGGACGCAGGCAGCGCCGUCGAGGAGGUCGACGCCGCGGACAAGCCCCGCCGCGGCGGCCGCCACGAGAACAAGUACACGACCAAGUUCGCCGAGCUCGUGGACGAGCACGAGGACAUUGUGCAGCUGCUCAACAGCACCAAGGCCAACUACACGCUCUUCGUCCCCGUCGACAGCGCCUUCGAGCACAUCCCCAAGGACAAGAAGCCCAGCAAGGAGUUUGUCGAGUCCGUGCUGAAAUACCACAUCGGGCUGGGCUUGUACCCCGCCGGCCGCGUGCUUGUGACACACACCCUGCCCACCGCCCUGGACGAGCCCCUGCUCGGGAAUAAGCCUCAGCGCCUCCGGACCAGCGUCGGUCUGCUCUCCGGUGUGAGGGUCAACUUCUACAGCAAGGUCGUCGCAGUCGACAUCGGAGCCAAGAACGGAGUGAUCCACGCCGUCAGGAGCCUCCUCGUGCCGCCGCCCUUCGUCGGCCGCGAGCUGUCCCUCUUCCCGGGCAAGUUCUCCACGCUGCUCCUGGCCUUCGACAAGACGGACUUCACCUCGUUCAUCCACGGGCAGGUGCUCAACGGGUCGACCAUCUUCGCGCCGGACAACCGCGCGUUCCAGAGGCUCGGCCCCGGCGCCAACGCGUUCCUGUUCAACACGGAGACGGGCAUCAAGUACCUCAAGGCCAUCCUCAAGUACCACGUCGUGGCCAACGAGACCGUGUACAGCGACGCGUACUACUCCCAGGGCGAGGACGACAGCAAGGCGCAGGACGACGUCGGGCGCGGCCACUACCACCUCGACCUGCCCACCCUCCUCGGCGACAAGAGGAUCGCCCUCGAUGUCGCCCGGUGGGCGGGCUUCAUCCGGCUCAAGAUCAAUGGGUACAUCCCCAUUGCGGUGCAGGACGGCAUCGCCAAGAACGGGGUCGUCCACGUCCCCGCCAAUGUGCUCAUCCCGCCUCACAAAGACCACAAGGGCGGGGAGGAGGAGUCCUCGGUCACCGGUGAGAUCAGCGUGGAGGAGCUGAAGGAGAGGCUGGCUGGGUACGUCGAGGGUGAGGAGGAGCAGGUCGAGAAGGCGCCCAAGAUUGAGAUCGAGCUGUAA